GGGGCGCUGACCGUGGUGCUGAACGCGCCUCGCGCCCCUUUAGAGUUGAGUACAGGACACGGGGUACCGGAGCAUCAGUCAUCUCACUGCCUCUGACCCACUUCUGCUCUAAUCACAGCACCCCCGAAACCCGAGAGAGCCGCUAUGCUGAAUUAACGGGAGCUGAGCUGAGCUGGGCUCGAUGAGCAGGAUGGCUCGUGUGCGCGCGCUGCUCCUCGCCUCUCUGUCCGUCCACGCGCUCGCCGUUUCCAUCGCCGACCGGAGAUUCGGUUGUCUGUUUGAAGAUGUGUGUAAACUGAAUGAAGUCUGCAUCAAUGAUGCGGUGUUUGGUCAGUGUCUGAGGUAUCCAGGGUCAGAUGUGAGCUCUUUCGAUGUGUCUCCAGCAGCGGUGCAGCGUUUGCGAAGUGUUCUUCAGAAACUGGCCCACAGAGGAUAUACUUGGCAGGAUGACAUAACUCAGCAGGUAAUCUCAAAAGAGCUCUCACAACUUCCCAGGGUUUCUCUUGGAGGAUUUGCAAACACCUUUCCUCAUUUCAAUGACAAUUCCCGGAAGCUGAAGGCUCAGAAAGAAGCAGCGAGCAGGACAUUGCAAAGGUUCCUUCAAGGUUUCCUGCCUUCUGAUGUUUCCUCCUUCAAACAGAGUCCUCAAGGGCGAAGAGAGUUUUGGAAGGAAAAUGGACUGCGCAAUCAUAAGGUUUUUAUUCAGCCUCCUUCAGCACAGAUCCCCUUCCUACAAGGCCGCCCUGAUCUCCAGACAACUGUGGCGCAGCUUCCCUCAGGUCGAUCAUCCUUCAGUGGGUUUGAACAGGAUCGUAGCGGAGUCCCUCUUGCUGAGCUUCAGCAGUAUCAAGCUGGGCCCAUGAGAGCACAAGAUCCUGGUAAAGGUCAAACACAGGGAAAGCUGCAUUACUUCAGCCUCCAGCGCACUCCUGCUACCAAAAUAGAAAAACUGCCUGGAGCUUCCAGACAACCUCCAAAGCCCCAAAUCGAAAAAUUGUUGCUCAAAUCUUCAGCAAGCAGUCCAGCUCGUAAGGAGGCCCUCAGUACAGUAGAUGAGAAGUUCAUUGAUGGAGUGGUUAACCAGCUAGGACGUCAGAGCGUCAACGUGGACACUUUGACCCCAAAGGACCUGGACAAACUCUCCAAAGUAAUCACACAGGCCCUGCGGGUGGUAGAUGGAGAAGAAAAGGUCAAAGGCAGAGACGCCACACAGGGUGAAAUAGAGGUAAAGAGGGAACCCAGUCAGGAAUUACAUCAGAUGGAGAAAGCAGAAGAUGGCCCAACUCAUAAAGUAACUCAAACAGAAGAAACUGCCCAUAAAUCUGAAGACAAGGACAAAGGUUUUAUCAGCCAGCUGCUGGAGUUCCUGGAUCGUAACUCUGGCACUGAAUCUGCUCAUCCUCCCCAAGAGUCUUUUCUGGGGUACAUCAACCAGCCAAAUGCUGGAAGUCCACUGAGAGCCAGUUUGGAGAAUGUCCAAAGCCGGACAACGCAAAGAGAAGUAGACCUGAUGAAGAAGAAAAUGGAACCUGACACUUUGGAUGUUGAGCCAGUAGAUGCUGAGGUUGAACAGUGGAUGCACAGCUCUGAAGGCUCUCCACAAGUCAAAGCAGAGGCUCAAACAGAUAAAGAGCCUCAAAAACAAUCCAUGGACAAAGAAGAGGUGGAGAAGAAGGGUGUUCGUGUGGAAGUGAACAUUGCAACGUAUUCAAGUCCACACGACGGAGACUUUGGCUAUAUUAUUACUGAAGAUUCGCUGUCCACUGAUCAGGGGCUGAACCUCAUGGAGAUCUUAGCUGAGCGAGUCAGGCUUCAUGUAACAGAUUUCCUACAGCUCUCGGUUCUAGGGCCAGCAGUAACCUUUCGACUACGACCCAAUGCUCGAAACAUCAGCACGGCCCAGCUAGCCAGAGUGGCAGUUGAGCAAAAAGGACAGCUGGAGAAGGAGAGUGGUCUGCGGAUUCUUGAGGCUGGACUGAGUGAUAGGGGCAAACUAAACCACAUUCCCCUGGUCAAACAGAGUCAAGUGGAGCCAGGCAACUUUUUGAUUCUGGUGGUGGUGUCCAUGGUUUUCAUUGUACUGGUGUUGGGGAUGUCGGGGGCUCUGUACUGCCUGCGCCAUCGCUCCCACCAUAAGCUGAAGGAGAAGCUCGCCGGUUUAGGAAACGACACAGGCCACGAUGCCACAGCAGCCUAUCAGGAUCUCUGUCGCCAGCGUAUGGCGGUGCAGACAUCAGAGCGAGGCGAGCGAUCGGAGGUGUUUCACCCAUCGCACACGUCACGCAUUAACAGCGUGUCCUCACAGUUCAGUGAUGGACCAAUGCAGAGUCCCUCGGCCCGCAGCAGCACAUCAUCCUGGAGCGAAGAGCCUUCCCAAACCAACAUGGACAUCUCCACUGGACACAUGAUACUGUCGUAUAUGGAGGAUCACCUGCAAAAUAAGGAUCGUUUGGAUAAGGAGUGGGAGGCUCUGUGCAGUUACCAGGCUGAGCCAGCAGUGUGUGCGGUGGGUCAGGAGGAACAGAAUGUCCAGCGCAAUCGCCCACACGGCGUCCUUGUGUAUGAUCACUCUAGAUUCAUCCUGAAGCUGGAGAAUAACCAAUCCAGAUCUGAUUACAUCAACGCAAGUCCUAUAAUGGACCAUGACCCCCGAAAUCCAGCCUAUAUUAGUGCUCAAGGUCCUCUUCCCUCCACAGUGGCAGACUUCUGGCAGAUGGUCUGGGAGAGUGGCUGUGUGGUGAUUGUCAUGCUGACACCUCUCGCUGAAAACGGCCUCAAACAAUGUCAUCAAUAUUGGCCUGAUGAAGGCUCAGACCUCUACCACAUAUAUGAGGUUAAUCUGGUAUCCGAGCAUAUCUGGUGUGAUGAUUUCCUGGUGCGCAGUUUCUACUUGAAGAAUGUCCAGACUAAUGAGACCCGCACAGUCACCCAGUUCCACUUCUUGUCCUGGAUGGACCAGAAUGUUCCAGAGUCUGCUAGAACCUUGCUGGACUUCCGCAGAAAGGUUAACAAGUGCUACCGGGGCAGAUCUUGUCCAAUAAUUGUUCAUUGCAGCGAUGGUGCCGGAAGGAGUGGAACCUACAUCCUGAUUGACAUGGUUCUGAAUAAAAUGGCUAAAGGUGCUAAAGAGAUUGAUAUUGCUGCUACGCUGGAGCACCUGAGAGAUCAGAGAUCAGGCAUGGUGCAGACCAAGGAUCAAUUUGAGUUCGCACUGACGGCUGUAGCAGAAGAGGUGAACGCCAUCCUGAAAGCUCUGCCUCAGUGAAGGGAACUUUCACAAACACUUCCAACCAGUCUUCUUCCUAUCUUUUCUGUGUAACUUUGGAUAAAUAUGAAAAUUGACACUAUUUCAGGCUCUUUCCAGACUGUAUUGCAUAAGACGUUUCUUUGUACUUUGUGUAAAGUUCUAUAGCAUUGAAAUAAAUGUUAGAACGAUAUUCAACUACUGUAUAGCCAACUAGGCAUGCAAUCAUAUUUGCAGAUUAAAUUGGUGUUUACAUAGUUGUGCAUCUGAAAUAUCUGAAACGUGUUUGUGUGAAGCAGAUGUGAUUUUAGCGGUGUUGUAUUACACUGUAUUAGUCCACUGCAGUUAUAUUAUUAUACACUGAGAUCAUGUGACUGACCUUUACAGUUAUGGAUGAGCAAUAUUAAUGCAACUAUGAGAAACUUUAUUUUACAGUCUCUUUGUUAUGUGAAUUUAACUAACCCUAAACCCUGCUCCUAUAACACUAACCCUUUUGUAAGUGCUUAAUGAAUGACUCAGAACCUAAAUGUAUAAUUAAACUGUAACAAGGAGACCUUAAGAUAAAGUUUACCCCAGCAUAUUACGGUUUUCCAGUUGUGCUUUACUUGAACUCAACCUUUGUUGUUGUGAUAUAUCGUUUCUGUCAACUAACAAACAGAUUGUAUUAGAUAUAAAUAUAUUAUAUUAUAAUUGAUUAUACGUACAGAAUGAACCAUGUGAUUUAAAAUGGUCUGCCAAAAUGUAAUUGUAUAUAUUAUUUUUGUGUGUGCAGUAUAAAAGUAACAUAAUAAAUAUCAUAAUGCUGUAAC
Molecule: messenger RNA, 4053 nt
Organism: Danio rerio (zebrafish)
Lineage: Eukaryota; Metazoa; Chordata; Actinopteri; Cypriniformes; Danionidae
Gene: ptprn2
Product: protein tyrosine phosphatase receptor type N2
Cellular component (GO): secretory granule; transport vesicle membrane; synapse
Molecular function (GO): hydrolase activity; protein tyrosine phosphatase activity; protein tyrosine/serine/threonine phosphatase activity
Source: RefSeq, marked validated